CCCUGCAGGGUCCCCCGGUCCCGCGGAGCCCCCCGUGCCUCCCCGCCCGCGCCAUGCUGCGCCUGCUGCCAUGGCUCCGCGCCCUGAGCCGCCAGCGCGCGCGGCCCGGCAGCCCCCGGGGCCCGGCUGAGCGCAGCGGGGCCGCCAUGCAUCCCGCCUGCUACUGCGCGGGCAGGGCCAGGCCGCGCGCCCUGCUGCUCCCGCUCGAUCCCUACGGCCAUGGGCUGCUGCACGCCCUCCCCCCGGACGCCUGCAGGACUCGCGGCCACGGCAAGAGGAAGAGCUGGAACUUCAUCCACGAGAAGAUGAGCUACGACACCUUCUUCACCAUGAAGCGGCUGAUCGAGCGCUCGCGCAGCGUGGGCGAGGUGCUGCGCUGGGUGACGCAGAACCCCAGCAAGGUGUCGGCCAGCCACUACCCCAUCGCCCUGCACAAGCUGGGCCAGCUCCUGCAGCAGCAGCAGGGCCCGGCCACCCUCAACGGGGAGAGCCGGCGGCCCGGCCCCGUGCUGGAGCAGCCCGAGUUCCAGACGCUGUGCCAGGCCAUCAUCAGCGGCUGCUCCAAGUUCGAUAACUUCAGCAUCGUCAACUGCCUGUACGCUGCUGCCGCGCUGGGCCUGCCCGGGGAGUCGCCGCUGGUGCGGGUGCUGGAGGACGAGUCCCGCAACCGCCUGGGGCGCUUCAACCAGAAGGACGUCUCCAUGGUGUUCAGCAGCGUGAUGCGGCUGCACCCCUCCAGCCCUCACCCCCUGGUCGAGUCGUGCCUCAGCAGCUUGGAGCGGCACCUGGAGAAGGAGCGGCACCCGCAGACCCUCUUCCUGCUGCUCUCCUACUACCGGCUGCGGGCGCAGGCGCUGCAGGGCCACCCGGCCUCCGACCAGCAGCUCAUCAACAACCGCAAGAUCCUGCGCCUGGUCCGCCACACGCUGGGGCAGGUGAGCGCCAUGCGGGAGCACGAGCUGGCCCUGCUGGACGAGAUGCUGGCCCUGUGCGCCCAGGAGGCCAACAACAAGGCGCUGGAGGCCAUCUUCAGCUCGCAGCUCUUCUACGAAAACCGCCAGGAGCGAUUCAUCCGCAGCAUGGCAGAGUGGCUUCCCAGGAAGGCUGAGAACCUGACUCCCUACACCAUGGCCCUCAUUGCCAAGUACGUGGCCCGGCACCGGCUGCGUGAGCCGCGCCUGCUCGAUACCAUCGCCAACUUCCUGCUGAAGCGCGGGGAGCAGCUGGACAGCAAGGUGAUCCAGAAGCUGGUGUUUCCCUUCAGCCGGAUGAACUACCGCCCGUCCAACCACAGCGAGCUCUUCCCCAAGCUGGAGGCCAUCCUGGAGCAGAAAGCCGGCAGCUCGCCCUUGGCCACCGUCAACAUCCUCAUGUCCAUGUUCCAGCUCAGCCACUUCCCCCAGUCUGUCCUGCAUCAAGUCUUCUCUCCGGCUUUCAUCACCAACGUUAUGAGUACGUCGGGCUCUUCCCAGGGCAGCCCCUACGCGCUCAUCGUGCGCCGCUACCUCUCUCUGCUGGACGCCGCCGUGGAGCUGGAGUUCCGUGACUACAGCGGCCCGCGCCUCGACCCGCGCUACCGCGUCCUCAUGUUCGAGCACGCGCUGACGGCUGACGAGGCCAACAGGAAGUACAGUUACAAGGGGCUGGUGGCUGAGGCGCUGCGGCAGCUGGUGGGGGAGGAGUGCUACCGGCAGGACGAGGUGCUGCCCCCGGGGUACUGCACAGACUUCCUGCUGUGGAUUAACCGCUCGGGCACGGUGCUGCCCCUCUCCCGUGUCCCCGCGGCCUCCAAGGCCCCCCCCGUGGCCCCCCCCGCCGCCAUCUCCCUGCGCUCCAGCGUCCUGGCGCUCACCUCGGACUUGCAGGACUUUGCCCCCUUUGCUCCGGAGACACCCGGCAGCCCCCCGGCAGCGCGCCGGGAGAACAACCUGGCGGGGCGCUUCCUCUCCACGCUCUGCCCGGCUCCGGGGGGGCCCUGCUACCAGCCCCCCUCGGACUAUUACUGCGGCCUAAGCAAAGAGUCUUCCCUGGAGAGCCAGGGCAGCUCCACGCUGAGCAGUCCCUCCGAGUGCCUCUCGGCGCAGCCCGCCGGCACCCCCGACUGCUCCCCGCGGGGCUCCUCCGCCGCCACCCUCUUCCAGUUCCCCAUCGGCAAGAUCCUGGAGGAGGAGGCGGCCGCCUGCCCCGGCCGCGAGCGCAGCUGCUUCCAGGGGGAGCAGCCCCAGGAGGAAGCGGAGGGUCGCAGCCCAGCCCCGGCCGAGGACGCCUGCCCUCCGCCCUCG
Messenger RNA from Numida meleagris (helmeted guineafowl), 2282 nucleotides. RefSeq names its product Fas activated serine/threonine kinase (gene FASTK). Lineage: Eukaryota; Metazoa; Chordata; Aves; Galliformes; Numididae. Gene Ontology annotation, cellular component: mitochondrial matrix; ribonucleoprotein granule. Gene Ontology annotation, molecular function: RNA binding. Gene Ontology annotation, biological process: mitochondrial RNA processing; regulation of mitochondrial mRNA stability. The record is from RefSeq and is a predicted model, not a curated record.